AUGAUGUUGGCUGAACGUACAAUGGAGGAAACCAAGUAUGAAUGUAGCAAAUGUGGGAAAGGCUUCCCUAGACAACACAGGCUCAACAAACAUAUGAAAACACAUACAAAGCCAUACAAGUGUCUAUUCAGCACGCCGAGAGCCACUCUUGAUCGAUGCCCCGCCGAGUUUGCGGAGAAGAAAGACCUCCUUCGUCACCGAAACACCAACCACGUGAGAGUCGACGGACCAUACAAGUGCCCUGACUGCGGGGAAGAACUAGGAAGGUCAGACUAUGUAUCGCGUCACCUCAAUGAGUCUUGCCGCAUGAGAAAAGGUGGUAAACAGGCGCCGUUCAGCCAGCCGACGCAGGUAGGAAGCAAGCCCCACCACCUCACUGCCUGCGGCAAGACGCAGUUUGACGAACAUGCCCUCGAUCCGGGCCUCUGGUAG
This is a messenger RNA of Colletotrichum lupini, 432 nucleotides long. RefSeq lists its product as uncharacterized. The transcript has 3 exons. Gene Ontology annotation, biological process: regulation of transcription by RNA polymerase II. Gene Ontology annotation, molecular function: RNA polymerase II transcription regulatory region sequence-specific DNA binding; DNA-binding transcription factor activity, RNA polymerase II-specific. Lineage: Eukaryota; Fungi; Ascomycota; Sordariomycetes; Glomerellales; Glomerellaceae. Gene Ontology annotation, cellular component: nucleus. The record is from RefSeq and is a predicted model, not a curated record. Bases 1 to 432 code for a protein of 143 amino acids.